GGCUCUGGCACAAUUUCCUGAAGCGCUCCUGCAAGAUAGCUCCGCCUCUUCCGUCUGGUAGCUAUAUAAGGGUACGACGUCACUUCCGUUCUCUCUUCCACAGGAGGCCUACACGCCGCCGCUGGGGCCGCCGCCAUGUCUCUAGUAAUCCCUGAGAAGUUCCAGCACAUUUUGCGAGUACUCAACACCAAUAUCGAUGGGCGGCGGAAGAUAGCCUUUGCCAUCACUGCAAUUAAGGGUGUAGGGCGAAGAUAUGCUCAUGUGGUGUUGAGGAAAGCAGACAUCGAUCUCACCAAGAGGGCAGGAGAGCUCACUGAGGAUGAGGUAGAACGUGUGAUCACCAUUAUGCAGAAUCCACGCCAGUAUAAGAUCCCAGACUGGUUUUUGAACAGACAAAAGGAUGUGAAGGAUGGAAAAUACAGCCAGGUCCUGGCCAAUGGUCUGGAUAACAAACUCCGUGAAGACCUGGAACGACUGAAAAAGAUUCGGGCCCACAGAGGGCUGCGCCACUUCUGGGGACUUCGUGUCCGAGGCCAGCACACCAAGACCACAGGCCGCAGGGGCCGCACCGUGGGUGUGUCCAAGAAGAAAUAAAUCUGUAGACCUUGUCUGUUAAUAAAUAGUUUAUACACCUAA
Messenger RNA from Felis catus (domestic cat), 636 nucleotides. It is a transcript of the gene RPS18, whose product is annotated as ribosomal protein S18. Gene Ontology annotation, molecular function: RNA binding; structural constituent of ribosome. The coding region runs from base 136 to 594 and encodes 152 amino acids. Gene Ontology annotation, cellular component: ribosome; cytosol; small ribosomal subunit. Lineage: Eukaryota; Metazoa; Chordata; Mammalia; Carnivora; Felidae. Gene Ontology annotation, biological process: translation. The record is from RefSeq and is a predicted model, not a curated record. The transcript has 6 exons.